Mastomys coucha (southern multimammate mouse) is the source of this 3754-nucleotide messenger RNA. RefSeq names its product signal peptide peptidase like 2A (gene Sppl2a). Gene Ontology annotation, cellular component: lysosomal membrane; Golgi-associated vesicle membrane; cytoplasmic side of endoplasmic reticulum membrane. Bases 413 to 2035 code for a protein of 540 amino acids. The record is from RefSeq and is a predicted model, not a curated record. The transcript has 16 exons. Gene Ontology annotation, molecular function: aspartic endopeptidase activity, intramembrane cleaving. Gene Ontology annotation, biological process: membrane protein proteolysis. NCBI's taxonomy places the organism in Eukaryota, Metazoa, Chordata, Mammalia, Rodentia, Muridae.
GCCUAGAGGGUCUGUGGAUCUUAACGCUUGGGAAAGUAGAGGACAGAGAAGACAGGGGUGAGAUGACGUAAACUUUGCAGCAGAGGAAGUUUUGAUUCGUGCCCCAAGUGUGGAGAGGGGACUGGUCCAGUUUAUGUCUUUACGAAGGUCGCCCCGAGACUACGUGGCAGAAGCCUGAAAGGAAACUGAAACCCGAAGCUCCGGUGGCUUGGAAUGGGCGGCGGCCGCAGAGAGCUGGAACCGAACGAGAACCCAGGAUUUACGCAGCUAAAAAGGCUCUGCCAGGAGCUGACAGUCCCCACAGAGUCCCAGCCCAGCGCUCCGCGGGAGGGACCGGAAGAGGAAGUCGGGGCUGCACUCCAGCGGUCCGGGUGCCGCCAGCGCAGCCUGCGCCUAGCUGCCCGCCCGUGGGAUGGGGCUGCUGCACUCGCUGCACGCUCCCGCGGCUGCCCUGCUCUGGAGCUGCCUGCUAGGACUGACAGCUGCUCAGGAAGCCAUCCUGCAUGCAUCUGCAAAUGGCAUAUCUACACUUUCCAAGGACUACUGCAUGUAUUAUAACAACAACUGGACACGGCUUCCAAGUUCCCUAGAAAAUGCAACUUCUUUUAGCUUGAUGAAUCUGACCGGCACACCACUGUGCCACCUUUCUGAUAUUCCUCCUGGUGGCAUAAAGAGCAAGUCAGUGGUGGUGCACUGGGGACCCUGCCAUUUUCUUGAAAAAGCCAGAAUUGCACAGGAAGGUGGUGCUGCAGCGUUGCUGAUUGCCAACAACAGUGUCCUAAUUCCUUCUUCAAGGAACAAAUCUACAUUUCAAAAUGUGACUAUACUAAUUGCAGUUAUAACGCAAAAAGACUUUGAAGAUAUGAAAGAGACUCUUGGAGAUGAUAUUACCGUGAAAAUGUAUUCUCCAUCCUGGCCUAACUUUGACUAUACUCUGGUGGUUAUUUUUGUCAUUGCUGUGUUCACGGUGGCCUUAGGAGGAUACUGGAGUGGACUUAUUGAAUUGGAAAACAUGAAGUCAGUGGAAGACGCAGAAGAUAGAGAGACGAGGAAAAAGAAGGAAGAUUACUUGACAUUCAGUCCUCUCACGGUUGUUGUGUUUGUGGUCAUCUGCUGUGUAAUGAUUGUCUUACUGUAUUUUUUCUACAGGUGGCUUGUUUAUGUUAUGAUAGCAAUUUUCUGCAUAGCAUCAUCAAUGAGCCUGUACAACUGUCUUGCUGCAUUGAUUCAUAGGAUGCCAUGUGGACAGUGCACGAUUUUGUGUUGUGGCAGAAACAUUAAAGUGAGCCUGAUUUUCCUUUCUGGACUGUGCAUCUCAGUUGCUGUUGUGUGGGCUGUAUUUCGAAAUGAGGAUAGGUGGGCUUGGAUUUUACAGGAUAUCUUAGGAAUUGCUUUCUGUCUCAACUUAAUUAAAACAAUGAAGUUACCCAAUUUCAUGUCAUGUGUGAUACUGCUAGGCCUUCUCCUCAUCUACGACGUGUUCUUUGUCUUCAUAACGCCCUUCAUCACAAAGAAUGGUGAGAGCAUCAUGGUGGAACUUGCUGCUGGGCCUUUCGAGAAUGCUGAAAAGAAUGAUGGAAACUUUGUGGAAGCCACUGCUGUGCACUCAGCUCCCCAUGAGAAAUUGCCAGUAGUUAUCAGGGUGCCAAAGCUGAUGGGUUACUCAGUCAUGAGUGUAUGUUCUGUGCCUGUUUCAGUAUUGGGUUUUGGAGAUAUCAUUGUACCAGGCCUGUUGAUUGCAUAUUGUAGAAGAUUUGAUGUUCAGACUGGUUCUUCUAUAUACUAUAUUUCAUCCACAAUUGCCUAUGCUGUUGGCAUGAUAAUUACCUUUGUUGUCCUAAUGGUGAUGAAGACGGGGCAGCCUGCUCUCCUCUAUUUAGUACCUUGUACACUUAUUACUGUCUCAAUCGUUGCUUGGAGUCGUAAGGAAAUGAAAAAGUUCUGGAAAGGCAGCAGCUACCAGGCGAUGGACCUGGACUAUUCAACAAAUGAAGAAAGCCCAGUGACAACGGAUGAGCAGAUUGUACAACAGUAAUUACGUGGACUUACAAUGAUGUGUUAUUGAUUUUCUACAAAUAGAUUUUGGCCUUUUUUUCUUUUUUGCUCUUGGAGACAGAGUCAGGACUGGGGUUCAGUCCUCCUGCCUCUGCCUCCCAAAGGUUUGGGACUAUAGCUGGGCAACACCAUGCCUGGCAAGUUUUAAUCAAAGUUUGGGUUGAAAAUUGGGAACACUUACAGUGAUAUUUGCAAAUCUGUAUAUUUUUAUGAGCUGGUAAAAAUCCCAUCAUACAUAGUGAAAAUGCAUUUUCUUUUAAUUAUGUUAAAGUUGUGCCUUCACAGUCAGCUAAAAACAUAGGGUUUGUGUAGAUUCCAAAUGUAUUAUAUACAUUAUAUUUUUCUAAAAAAGAAAAAAAAAGCUACCCUGACCUCCCUUUGUACUUUUCUUAUUGAAAUAUUUCUUCAAAUUCUAAGGAUAGAUCAUGUAUAAGUGUCAAAGCAAGUUUCUGAGUAUAUAUUUUUGUUAGAGAUUUAUGUAACUCUUAACCCUACUACAGAAAUAAAUACUUAAGACUGCAAGAAGUCAGUUCAUGUAUAUGGGUGUUUUGCCUGUAUACAUCUGUCUGUAUACCACAUUUGUGCCUGGUACCUGGUGCCUCAUGCCAAUGGAGACCAGAGGAGGGUGUUGGAUCCCCUGGGACUGGAGUUACAGAUGGCUGUCAGCUGCCCUGUGGGUUCUGGGAAUCUAACCCAGGUCCUCAGAAAGAGCAGCCAGUGCUCCCAACUGCUGAGCCAUCUCUUCAUGCUUGUCGUUUAAGCUUUUAAAAACUUGUAACCCUUUUUGAACCUAAGAACCUAAAUUCGUUCAUGUGCAACGCAUGCUAUUAGACUGUUUUUUAGGUAGAAGGAAACACAGAAGUAGUCAUUAAAAGGACAUCAAAAAUGAAUCUAGUUUCUAUGGGUACAUGGUUUACUUGAAGAUACAGAUUAAACUCCUUUAUGUUUUAGCUUGUUUUUUUUCUGAUCUUUGAAAUUUGAUUCCAUCGAUCAGGUAAGAUUUCUUCUUUUAAAUGUCUUUCUUAUCUGACUAGAUAUUAUAUGUAUAACUUAUUGUUUGCCUUGGCCAUCCUGACAAUCCCCACAUCAUCUUCACCUUCUAGCUUUCCAGUCCUUCUUGUGUAAGUGAGGUCUGCUAACCACAAGUAUACUAAAGUUUUCUUUUCUCACCGCUAAAAUGAGUGGUCAAAGCAGUUAACUGCUUUGCUAGCUUGCGACCUGAAAAAAAAAUUUCCUUCUGAUUCUUUGGAAAAUCUCAGGUGUUUUUCUAGAAAUUAGAGGUGAAAUGAUCUUUGAGUUUUGUUUUGUUUUUUGUUAAUUUCUCUAAGAAAGUACCAGGUGACAAGUCGUUACAAAAGCUCAGGAUUUUGUAUUUCUGUAUAAAUACUGCACGGGAGAUGUGAGCAAAUCUAGUCUUUCAAUGUUCAGGCAAAUUCAGCUUAUUCAAAGUAAAACGAGCAUAUUGAAAAAUGGGUUAGACCUUUGAUAUUUGAACUAAAGUUCACAUUAAAUACUUUUUUGUUUAAUUGUUAACUUUUGCAGAGUAAAUGACAAAGAAGUGGGACCGCUUUAUUCUUCUAGAUACAGAAUGUGUGGGGUCUUUUGUUUACAGCAGAGCUAUGUGGCGGGACAUAAGUGCCAUUUACAAUUCUAACUGUACUUUCUUUCACAUCAAUUGUCAAUAAAAUACUUGCCAAAA